UGGGAUGGAUGCGCUGAAGAUCGAGGAGAUGGAGAAGAUGCUGAAGGAAGCCCACCUAGAGAAGGCCAGGCUCAUAGAAUCCAGAGAGCGAGAGAGCCAUGCCCGUAGGCAGAUGCUGGAGGAGGAGAGGAGGCGGCGCGAGGAGGCUGAGAAGAGGCUGCAGGACGAGACGGUGCACAGGCAGCAGCUGGUGGACAAGGAGGUGAAGAUGAGGAGCAAGAACUUCUCCCAGGCCCGUCCUAUGACUCGUUACCUGCCCAUCCGCAAGGAGUUUGACCUGCGCUCCCACAUCGAGUCAUCCGGCCACAACGUGGAGACCUCUUACCACGUGAUCCUCACAGACAAGAUGUGUAAGGGUUACCUGGUCAAGAUGGGCGGCAAGAUCAAGUCGUGGAAGAAACGCUGGUUUGUCUUCGACCGCCUCAAAAGGACCUUCUCCUAUUACGUUGACAAGCACGAGACCAAACUGAAAGGAGUCAUUUAUUUCCAGGCCAUUGAAGAGCCCCAAUCCCUCGUUGACCUUUGUGUGAAGACUCACGACAGACUCUACUACAUGGUGGCCUCUGCCCCGGAGGCCAUGAGGAUAUGGAUGGAUGUUAUAGUAACUGGAGCAGAGGGCUACACGCAGUUCAUGAACUAA
This is a messenger RNA of Oncorhynchus nerka (sockeye salmon), 640 nucleotides long. RefSeq names its product pleckstrin homology-like domain family B member 1. The record is from RefSeq and is a predicted model, not a curated record. Bases 5 to 640 code for a protein of 211 amino acids. Gene Ontology annotation, cellular component: basal cortex. NCBI's taxonomy places the organism in Eukaryota, Metazoa, Chordata, Actinopteri, Salmoniformes, Salmonidae. Gene Ontology annotation, biological process: regulation of microtubule cytoskeleton organization. The transcript is spliced from 5 exons.